AUCAUCGGCAUUGAGCCGCCAUCAACUGGCUUAACGGCUUCUCUCUUCAAGUCCCCCAUGGCAGGACUCAUCGGGCGCCUGGUCGUCAAUUUUGUUCUUCUCCUCAUCUCCUUCAUUGCUUAUUCUUCGCAAAUCUUCGUUGUAUGGCCGUGGUACGGCAGAGUGGUAUCAAUUCCGUUGCUUGUGCUACUGGUGCCGUUCAACCUCCUGGUUGGCAUGUUGCUGUGGAACUACUUUCUCUGCGUCACUGUCGACCCUGGACAUGUUCCGGACAAUUGGAAGCCAGACACGCAAGCGGAUGGUUAUGAGGUCAAGAAACUGACGGGAAAGCCGAGAUACUGUCGGAUGUGCGAGAAACAUAAACCUCCAAGAGCGCACCACUGUCGCCAGUGUAACAAAUGUGUCUUGCGGAUGGGUACACUCUCUUUCCGUCUCGAGCCGUGCAUCUGCUUACUGCCUCCAGACCACCACUGCCCUUGGAUCAACAACUGUGUCGGUCACUUCAACUACGGCCAUUUCAUUCGAUUCUUGUUCUACGUUGACCUGGCGUGCGGUUAUCAUCUAGUCAUGAUCUCGCGGCGAGUGUAUCUAAGCAUGGGAGCUAGAUAUUGGGACGAGCCCGAUAGUACAGAACUCAUCUUCAUUAUUCUCAACUAUGUCGCUUGUGUCCCGGUCUUCAUGUCCGUAGGCGCUUUCAGUCUGUAUCACUUCAAUGGCCUCAAAAACAAUACGACUACGAUUGAGGGCUGGGAGAAGGACAAAGUUGCCACAAUGGUGCGCAAAGGCAAGAUCCAAGAAGUCAAGUUUCCCUACAAUGUAGGUACACGCCGGAACAUCGAAUCAGUGCUUGGACAAAAUCCAUGGCUUUGGUGUUGGCCGACUUCUCCUCCUGGCUCUGGACUUAACUACGACCUGACGGAGAACGAUGAUGCGGAAGCAGACGAGCAACCGAGAUGGCCACCAGAGGAUCCCGACUUCAUGCCACGGGACGACCGAUUCAAGCUGCCUGAUUCACCAUGGACUUACGAGAAUGGGAGCGUCAAUCCGGAUCUGGAACCCUCGAACGCUGCGAGGAGGCGGAAACUUGCCAACGGGGCUUCCGCGUUACCACCUUACCAUCCUGAUUACCGACCGGCCGACGACACCGAGGCCAGCGAGUCCAGCGACGAGGAUGAAUACAGAGAGACUGGCCGCGGCGUCAAGAUAAGACGCGGGUCGGAGGGUUAUGAAGUUCGCCCUGCUCAGCGAGAGGACAUGCUCCAGAGGUAUCUUGCCGAGUUCGGCGAAGAAUCACAGUCGUAUCAUCGAUAUAUACCAGAGGACUAGGCUAGGCUACCCAAUUACUCCAUCGCUUUCGCUCUCUCGCUGAUCUCGGCCGUCUUGUCAAGCGCCGGUUGAAUUGCUUGCUGCAGACUUUCC
Molecule: messenger RNA, 1419 nt
Organism: Mycena citricolor
Lineage: Eukaryota; Fungi; Basidiomycota; Agaricomycetes; Agaricales; Mycenaceae
Source: the annotation of a GenBank genome assembly